Molecule: messenger RNA, 5179 nt
Organism: Sycon ciliatum
Lineage: Eukaryota; Metazoa; Porifera; Calcarea; Leucosolenida; Sycettidae
Product: fibrillin-3-like
Exons: 26
Coding region: 67-3822 (1251 amino acids)
Molecular function (GO): protein binding; calcium ion binding
Source: RefSeq, a predicted model, not a curated record
GGUUGUUUGAAGAUCUUGAGGGCGAAGACGUCGGCGAAGGAGUUGUGUUCCUUUCUACAGAAUGAUAUGCGCCGCGCCUAUUGCGUCUUGACAGGAAUUAACAAUAGCCUAACCAUGCAGAUCCCAUCAAUGGCGAGAUUGUUGAUGGUCCAAGUCCUCUUGCUAGCUAUCAGUACCUCCGUACAGGCUGCCGGAUGCGUAUCCACUGUCACGUGCUCGUGUACCGCAACCGAUUUCAUCUGCAACCAGCAUCAAAUUGUUUCAAAUAUGCCUACGGACAUCCCGGUCACUGUUAUCAAUAUUGUAAUACGACACAAUCAGCUAGCUAAUCUUACUUCAGGGCAGAUGGACAACUUCACCAGCCUCAGGAAGCUGGACUUGCGGAACAACAGGAUAUCCUUUGUCCCCGUAGAUCUCUUGGCCAAGAAUAUCCUUCUCGAAGAAUUGUAUUUGGCCAGUAAUCCCAUUGCCAGUAUUGAACAACCUUUGUUUUCAAAUCUCCCCCUUCUUCGAAUUCUUGAUCUUAACGGUUUGCACCAUGACCUCGUCAUUAGUUGGCACGUGUUCGAUAACUUGACAACCCUCUAUCGACUUGGCUUGGCUUCUAAUCAAAUUACCUCCAUCCCGAUAGAUGUUUCCCUAGCAACCGGUCAGCUAGAAGAACUGCAUUUGCAUUCCGACAGACUGUCAUCAUUGCCUCGACGGAUUUUCGACAGGCUCACCAAGCUUCGGACGCUGUAUUUGCAUACCAACAGACUGCCGUCAUUGCCUCCACGGAUUUUCGACAGGCUCACCAACCUUCGGCUGCUUCAACUAGAGGAUAACAAGAUUAAUUCAUUGCCCAGUUCGCUAUUCAAAAACAAUAUCAGACUCGAGACACUGCAUCUUCGGAACAACAAACCCCUCAGCAGCCUGCCAGCAUCCAUCUUUGGAAAUCUUCGAACAUUGCAAUUGCUGACCCUAGACCGAUGCAGUCUGACGUGGCUGGAUGCUAAGGUGUUUGAAAAUGCAACAAGUCUUGAAAAACUUGGACUCGCAUCCAAUGAAAUCCAGUUCCUUCCUCGAAAUUUAUUUUCAAAGAACGCUCAUCUGGCACACCUAUUUAUCGGUGACAACAAGCUUGCACGUUCCACAAACAAUCUGUGUCCGUUGGCAAGUGUAAGGAGUCAAUUGCAAGGUUUUCACGCCUCCUCAGCAGUAAAGAACAAGAUCUCUCAAAUGGUAAAUACUUGUUCUGGUGCAGCAGUAAAAUGUUACUUCCAAACCACUGCGUCGGAUUAUUUUUGUCACUGUCCCUUUGGCAAGAUAUUUACUGGAUCUUCUUGUGAAGCCAAAGCAACUUGUGACACUCAGGAUCGCUAUCAGACGUGCAACCGAUACCCAACCUGCAACAGUUCAUCUGAUAAUGUCUUCCACUGCCAAUGUGGCAGUGAGUUCACUCUGCAGGGUCCGAUGUGCAGCCUGAAGCCAGAAUGCACAAUGUGUGGACCGCAUGAAGCUUGCAGUCAGGUAUCAGGAGGAUACAAAUGUCUUUGUCCUCCUCACCAGUCAGCGCUUGUGAACUGCUCUGGAGCAAGCACUAGAUGUUCGUCUCAACACAACUCGACGUUCUGUCACUGCCCUCGAGGAAGCGUCUACAAUGGACACAUGUGCACAGACCGUACAACUUGUGACCCUGACGAUCGCUACAGCCCCUGCAGUAGACACCCAGUUUGCAACAUCACAGGCGCGGGACAUUACUGUCACUGUGGAGAGGAAUUCACUCUGAAUGGAUCAAUGUGCAGCAUUAUUCCAGAAUGUUCACUGUGCGGCCGUCAAGCAAGAUGCGUCGCUACCUCAGGAAUGCAUGUAUGCCGUUGUGUCGAGGGAUACACAGGGGAUGGAGGAAUCUGUCAAGAUCUGAAUGAAUGCUUGGGCUCAAACCGAAGUAUUCCAGUGUGCAGACCUUUCAGCACAUGUAAGAACACCAUUGGGAGCUAUGUAUGUGCAUGCGACUCAGGAUAUCGCGCCAUUCCAGGGAGACGCAUUGUUGAUUCUCCUGAAUGUCAAGAGAUUGACGAAUGUCAGGAAACCAGCAACGAUUGUAAAAAUGCAAGUAGGUGUGUCAACACCCAUGGUAGUUACUUUUGCAUUUGUCUCCCUGGAUUUGUGGCCAAGUCCGUAACAAAAACAGGAGAAAGUCAGUGUGAUGACGUAAAUGAGUGUACAGGAAAUCCAUGUGAUACUCAUGCUACUUGUACCAAUACAGCUGGCAGCUACACAUGCCACUGCAAACAUGGAUUUGUAUCAUGGAAAACACAAGGUGCAGGCAAUGGAACAGUGUGCGAAGACGAGAAUGAGUGCGUUCCUCUUCCUGGUGCUACUGAGCCAACGGCCAAAUGUCCAGACAAUAGCAAAUGUGUGAAUAUCCUGGGAAGUUACCAAUGCACAUGUGCAGCGGGUUUUGUACCGGUCCAAGGUUCAGUAACGGGUGCACCAACCUGUACUGACAUCAAUGAAUGCCUGGGCAGUCCAUGUGUUAGCGACGCGACGUGUAUCAAUUCUGCUGGUAGUUAUGCUUGCCAUUGCAAACGUGGAUUUGUACCAUGGCCAAAAUCAGAAACAAGCACAGAAACUACAUGUCAUGAUGAAAACGAGUGCGCUCCUCUCCCUGGUCGGACUAGUCCAUCAGCAAAUUGUUCCAGUACUAGCAAGUGUGUCAACACGAUCGGAAGUUUCCUAUGUACAUGCCUACAGGGAUAUGAAGUGAAACAGGACUCAACUUCUCAAGACAAGUGUGGAGAUAUCGAUGAAUGUCGAACCAGUCCAUGUGAAAGCAACGCUAUCUGUAAUAAUACAGUCGGAAGUUACUCAUGCCAGUGCAAACAUGGGUUUGUACCCUGGUUCAGGCAUGGAAGCGUUAUCUGUGAAGAUGAAAAUGAGUGCGUUCCACUAACGGGAGGUGCCUUGCCGUCAGCGGAAUGUCCAAAUAAUAGCAAUUGCGCUAACACAAUCGGAAGCUACAAAUGUAUUUGUGUGGAUGGAUAUGAAUAUGAACAAGGGUUGACUUCAGGCACACAGUGUACAAACAGCAACGAAUGCGAUGCGCCCGAGACUCACAACUGCCAUGCCAAUGCUACAUGCAUGGAUACCAAUGGUUCAUAUACAUGUUCUUGCCGAAAAGGCUACACUGGACCUGGAACGAAUUGUUCUGCUCUAAUACCCCCUCAGCAGAAGGAUGCAUCAACUCAGCUAACCUCCAUGUCACUCGGACUACUGGCGGUCUUGGCAUUUGUGCUUAUCGUGGCAGUGGUGCCGUUUGUGCUACUGUAUCGUGCCAGGAUCACAAAGGGCAUGGGAGUCGCACUGGAGCCACAGCUUAACGAGUUGGAUCUUGUACGGGUCUGCAACGAGGAUCGCUAUCAGCCACCGCCUGCAGCUCAGAGUGUUGGUCAGGAAGACCCAACGUCGCAAGGAUCGAUCCACAAGCAACAUGAUGAGAAAGAUGGGAGCUGUGUGGCUGACAACACAGACGUAUCCGCAUCAGAAGAUGACUUUGCUUAUGAAUACGUCGGUGCUGUGCAGCAAAGACCCUCGGCGACUCCAGAGGGUGAUUUUGUGUACGAAGCAGGUGGUGAGGUGGCGGAUAUCGCUGAAGCUGAUUAUGCAUACGUGACUGCUUCUCUCCCACCUGAUGCUACGCAACAAAGCCCCAAACCACAAGCCACUGAGAGCGAUUCCCAUGACGUGCAAACGGCAGAAGAGAAUACCUAUGUCAACGUUAAACCAGGCAACUCCUCUCCGAAGGUCGGGAAUGAUGGCAUUUACGUGAAUAUGGCUUGAUUUCAUAAUUCUAACACACAAGUCUAUCGAUUUUGUGCACCAUCAAUCAAAAUUGAAUUUCUCUGCAGCACCGAGCCACUCGUCGACUCAUUUUUCUCGCAACUGCUCUGCCAUACAUUCAGUGUCCUGCCAGUACACUUUCCAGAAUUCAACACCCUGAUCUUUGGGGAUACGUGACCGAGAUUUGACCGGCAUGAAUUGUGCAAUUUCACACACCUUUCAAAUGCAUCAUUUUGCAGCACAAUUAUCAGCUUCAUCACCAACGUUCCAUCUUUUCUUCUCGCUACAUUCCUCCACUUGGGAGGUCGAUGUGCCAAGUCACCGUCCCAUGUUUGUAUUGCAUACCAAAUCUGCUGGUGGCACGCUUGAGCAGAUAUGAGCAAAACAUCUCAACUCGGCUAUUUAGUCGCUAUUAUCAUCACGCUGGUGUGCAUAUCUGCCAAAACAUUUAGCACAAUUUCCUGAACAAUGUGUAUCGGAUUUAAUUGCAAGGUUUUCGAUUUCCUAUCACUUUUGGAAUUUCGCACACAUCAGCCAAGAGCGUAUCUUUGCCCCAAUUACCCGCUCUUACCCAUCGCAGAACAAAAGAAUAUUUUUCUCCUGUGGAAAAUUGUCUUCCGAACUUCACACAUAAUUAUACAUUUGGAAGUCUUCGUGCCCGACUUCAGUGCUAAAGGUCACACGUUUCCGCAGAAGUGCUGAAUGGACACAUAAACAAUGUUCUGUAUUUCCUGAUCUCCUUUGGGGUCAGUAUUACCUCCUCGUUUGUUAUCAUGCGCCUUGAUCCUUGAAGGGUGGUGGCAUUCCUACGGAUGCGGAAACUCGGCCUCUAGCCGAGUCUGACGCGAACCGUGAAUUUUUUUAUCGUUAUCAUGUUUCUACACUGUACACAAAUUCUUCACGGAGUGCUUUGCAUGCAUGCAUGCGUCUUUAUGUGUUUGUAAUUGUUGCUCGAUAAUGACACUGCCCCCUUUCCUCGUCUAUUAAUCCGUGUAAACGUUAGCGCCUAUGUAAAGGCUAGUCCUUGUUAGUUUCCAUGCUUCUUUUCAGUGAUUUUGCUAGGCAUCUUAGAACGUCUCUCUUUCAUUCUUGUCAGCACCUUUAAAAAAAUCUGCUUUCCUAAACAUUUCCGCGCAUGACAAGGCACACUGGUUGGUCAUGAUUGCUCGAUUUCAAACGUUAUUCACUUACAAGUUAUUCUGUUUGUGAAUGUUGUUGUGUCUGCUUUGCAGGGCAUUACUUCAGCAAAUCCAUAAUCUUCUCCUGUUUCAUUUUUUCCUUUUCCGUACUGGGUUUUAACCCUUCCACUUUUAAAUUUUCUAACUGAAAUAUCUUCCGAAUAAACUUUUCUCACCUA